Molecule: messenger RNA, 528 nt
Organism: Phycodurus eques (leafy seadragon)
Lineage: Eukaryota; Metazoa; Chordata; Actinopteri; Syngnathiformes; Syngnathidae
Gene: pnx
Product: posterior neuron-specific homeobox
Exons: 2
Coding region: 1-528 (175 amino acids)
Biological process (GO): regulation of transcription by RNA polymerase II; cell differentiation
Cellular component (GO): nucleus
Molecular function (GO): DNA-binding transcription factor activity, RNA polymerase II-specific; RNA polymerase II cis-regulatory region sequence-specific DNA binding
Source: RefSeq, a predicted model, not a curated record
AUGGAGCCUCUCGCCGAAAACGUCAACAAUUUGACGGCCUUCUCCGUGGAGGACAUCCUGGACCCCCGGAAGUUCACCGGGACCGCCACAGCGGCUGCGCGAGAAGCCGGCAGAGAGAAAGAACACCCGGCGGCAGGCGGCGCUCGCGGACCGUCGCCGUCGCCGUCGCGCCGGCCCAAGAAGCGCGCGCGCACGGCCUUCGCGCCGGCCCAGCUUGAAAUUCUGGAGCUGAGCUUCCGCCGCUGUCGCUACUUGAGCCUCGCCGAGCGCCACGCCCUCGCCGGCGCGCUGCGCCUGAGCCACGCGCAGGUCAAGAUCUGGUUCCAGAACCGACGCACCAAGUGGAGGAAGGAGGAGGGCCCGCGGGCCGAGGAGCGCCACGCACCCGAGGUCGUCGUCCUCGCUCGCCUGCACGCAGCUCCGCCCCCUCGCUGCGCAGACGACACGCCCUCUUUGUUACUGCUGACAUCGUCAUCAACUGAGAAACUCGUGCGGCGGCGUGGGAUCCACGUGACCAUCGUAAACUGA